Messenger RNA from Paramuricea clavata, 22880 nucleotides. The record is from the annotation of a GenBank genome assembly. NCBI's taxonomy places the organism in Eukaryota, Metazoa, Cnidaria, Anthozoa, Malacalcyonacea, Plexauridae.
GCCGAGCGGAAUUAAUACCCUCGCCCCGGGUUUACGCUCGGAACGGCGCUUUGCGCCGUUGGCUCGGGGAAUUAAGAUGGCAACCGCAAGUACCCCAUUGUUUAUUUUCCUUUUUUCCAGAAAGACGGCGAGAAUCAUGGACGGAAACUUCUUUACGCGUGUCAUGAUUUUCAUUGCCCUGAAUUAUUUCACAGCUCAAGUCUCUUGUCAACAAAGCAGAUGCUCGGGUAUAGGUAACUACUGUUCUGGCCAAUUUGGUGACAUGAAGGCCGUGUGUAAAGGCGGUUAUUGCUACUGUUCUGGCAAAGACUAUGAUUACAAUACAUGUUUGCGUAAGUUAAUUGUUUUCUUGGCUUGUGUUUGAUUCUAGAGAAACUUCGAUUAAUUUGCCGAUAAUCAUCGGCUCUUCCUUAAUUAUGGGCAAUUAGGCCGACUGUGAACAAACUAGUUGCUCUAUUGACCCUUUACUCGCUGGGUAUGAAGCAAGUGAGGUUGCGUACGCGGCUGUCUCAGAGACAAACUAAUCUGAGACAGCAUCUCUGAAAAUGUCUCUGAGACCGUCUAUUGCCUCUGAGACAAUUCUGAGAGACAAUGGUUAAUGCGUUAAUGCUCAAAUUUAAUUGAUCCAUUGACGAAUUCCAAAAGUCAGGCAACUGAAGUCGCAUUUCUGACUUUGAUGAAAAUGAUUAAACACAACAUAUAUAUCACAUAACCCGAACGACGAAGGUCAGUAUUUGAAACAAUUCAAAUAGUAGAAAAUAUGAAUUGUUUACAAGUACCACAGGCCAUUGUGCUACUCUUGGGUCAGGAAAUAACAUAAAAAUUGCUUUAAGGUUGUUUAAAUAGCCAACACUGUACCUUAUUGUUGAUUGUUGAUGAAAAUCAAGCAAAUAUGCUUACUUACUGGCUUGCCAGUUUUACCCAUGCAUUUAUAGUUUGAUCCUGUGAGAUAUUUGUUUCGACUACAAUAUAUAUUUGUUCGUAAACUCGAGCAGCGAAAACUUGUCUGUAACUUAGCUUUCAAUGUUAUUAAAGUUCCACGCGUUUGGCAGAGUGGGGGUUUACAUUUAGAAAUGUUUUUAUACCUGUAGCUCGUUAAUUUUUUGACAUUUUAAGCGUGUAAAUUGCAACUAAUAAUAGCCCGAUCUUCUAGGCCUGCUCGCAUCACUCACAAAAAUCCCCAAAUGUGCCUAUUCUCCCCCAAAUUUUAUUCAUAGUAGAUCUUAUCAGGGUCGUCCUCAGAAAGAAUUCGGGGGGGGGGGGGUGUGAGACCAUUCCUACCGAUCCAUGGGCGAACUUGUACAGACUGAUUUCUAACAAUGGUAACUUAAUAUAUGAAUCUUUGAUUAGAGGUGUGGAUGCGGUUGAUCCCUGCUACAAAAUCCACAAUAUAAAUGUAACAGUGGUAAUUGAAAAUUUGUUCCCCUACAGUUUUAGGUCUUUGUGGCUCCCUACAGUUUUAGGUCUGUGUCGCGGGAAUUUUGUCCACGCGCGAUUAGUAGUAACACGCGCGAGAUUAGUAGUGCUACACGCAACACACGUGGUCGACGUUGCACGCUUGGCGGGGUUUUUAAAAUUGCGUCGUGAUAUACACGCGCGGGCCUUCGUGGGAUUGUCGGCUGGUCUCGCGAGGAAAUUGAAAUCCUGAUUUUUGGGACGUCACAUAGAUAAAAUAAAUGUAUUUUUCUCGUGUUUCCUUCCCGUAAAAUUUUUUAAAACUUCACACACUUUCCUGUAAUCUUGAAGUGCGUAAAAUAUACAAGUUCUAAGAAAAUCGUACGAGCCGAAUUUUUUAUUCCGAAAAACAGAGCUUUUUGAGUAUUAAAAAAAAUUCUCGUACGAUUUUUUUUAAAUGCUAUCAUUUGAAGGAAUUAUAGAUAACAUUACUGUGUGCAAAAAAUUAAAAAGUUUUACCGAAGAAAUUUUCAAAAAAUUAUAAAAGAAUAUGCAAAUUGGCCCUUUUUAAAAUCGCUUUGUUACCAUGGCAACGGGGAAUUUUAACGACAUUUUUUAUUUUUCGUAAUUCUCGCUAUUGUAGCAGUUACGUGGCCGAGUUUCGUGAUUAUACUUUGCAAGAUGAGAAAAUAAUGGGGUUUUUAAUACAAUUGUGUGCUUUAUAAUCAAAACUGUAGGGAGCCACCUUAAGGAAGAACGCCUUGCUGACCGUUCACGUUUUACCGACUGCGGAAUAUCUUUUAUGUUGUUAAAAAAAUAUUGAUAUUUUCCUAAGUUUAACAGGUUGAAAAGUUUGUCGGCAACAUUUUCAAAUUAAUUAAUCAUUGAUAUAUUUUCCUUUGCCGACUAAUUUAGCGGUUCUGCCGACUGAACAUCCGACUUAAAUUUCUGGGGGCGUCCCCCCCAACACACACGCACACAAAUCCGUAGCCCGUAUUUUUGAGUAGCAGUCUUCGUCUAUUUUCGCUCUCUCCUGAACUCAGCUGUCUCGUCAAUAGUAACUAUGACUUCUUUUUAUCCCAGCUGAUGCAUAUGGAUGUAAAAUUGUUACCGAUUCUGACACAGCCCUGGGAAUACCACUUUAUACAACAGGCACUGUCGGUAAAAUUUACAGUUGUUCUCCUGAUAGCAAUUCAUCUCAGUACGAAGUCCACGUAUUGGCUGUGUACGAGGUUAUCAACAGACGUCCUCCAAAAGCUGGUAAUGCUAGAGUCAAUAUCAUCAGUCGUGGAAAAUCCAACAGACCUAUUGUACUUGUACUCGUUAGCUACGAACCUGUAAAGUGGAUUCUUAAUAUACCAUCUGACAUUACCAUCAGUAAAGUCAUCCUGGUUAGUACAAAAUCUUUUCAAAAUCUUCUAUGACCUUAUGAGAUCGUGUAAGAUCUUGUGUGAGUCUUGCUAUGUUACUGUAAAAAUCUUCCCAUAUUUUUGCAAAAUCUUUCAAACAUCCUUGAAGAUCUAAUUGACAACAUCAUGCAUGGUAGCAAACUUUUAAAUGGGCUCCUAAAUACCAGCUGAAAUUACCAUUAACUAGUGAAGUUAACCUGACGAGUGCAAAAUACACUAACAGUAAGACCUAAGUGACUUACAGAAACCAUUCAAGGCUCAAUAUAACGGCCACUUAACGGACAACGACCGGCCAAAAUUGCCUCUUGAUAGGUCACUUUUCACCUCACCAGCCGUUUUGAUCGGACACGUUUUCGAGAGGUUCCACUACAUUAUAACUUCAUAACUUCUUUCAUAACUUCUUUUAUGAGAGGUUCCGCUACAUUUUAAUUUCAUCGCGAGUACGGAAUUUCACAGUAAGACGUCAUGUUAUGUACGUCAACACCAUGUCGUUGUUUUUUGUAGAAAAAGCAAGUAAUAUCCUGGUUGAACUUAAAAUGUUUCGAUUUUCUUCCAUUUAGACUGCUUACCAGGAUUUUUUUUAAAAGCGACUGUACUAAUCACGACAACGUUAACUGUUCACUUUUAUAUACAGUAAUUGCCAGUGUCUUGAGGGUUUAAAACAUUAUAAAACAAUUGAAGAUGUAUUUCAAAUUAAACUUUUUUCACUGUAGGUGUGCAUGUAUGGGUAUUAAUUUGUGACGACCGGUCAAAUUGUCAAAACAGAUGUUGAACGAGCUAAAAUCAAGUUGAAAUCUAUCGAUCGUGAUAAUGAGCCCCGCCAUGAACUAUUAUUAAAAAACUCGAGUGAAAUGCAGAGAAAAAUAUUUCUGAGGUGAUACUGUUAACAUACUGUUAACUAAGGUAAUCGCAGGAUUCGAACGACAUCGAAGUCAGCUGCAGACUGUUCACGUGCAGAAUUAAAUUUACGUAAAUGUUGGAAUUGAUUUACUUGAUUGCUCAUUGCCAAACAAAUAAGUGAGUACAGUAGGAAUGGACUAAAUUGUUCAUAUAUGUUAUGUUAUAUAGGUGUCUCAUUAUAUACUAGAAAGUUCUGUUAGUGGAGACGUGAGUCGAGUGAAAAAUAUUGAACGAAUUGGAACGAUAAAUUCAGAGUGGUCUACCGGAUAUGGAAGUGACUUGGGUGGAGGGGGAACAGUUAAGACUCUGAAGUAAGUAAACAGCUGAAUAGGGAUGUUAUUUAUGUAUAUAUAUAUAUAUAUAUAUAUAUAUAUAUAUAUAUAUAUAUAUAUAUAUAUAUUUUCGUUUUACCUCAAAAAACCACAACAGUCUGUUUCAUCCGUAUAGGAAUCAUCAGGUGGUGGACCACCUGAUGGAUGAAACAGACUGUUGUGGUUUUUUGAGGUAAAACGAAAAACUAUAUUACGCUCUAUCUAUAAGGUAUUGAGCACUUUUUGUGUUUCGUAAACCAAAAUCUUAAGCUAUAUAUAUAUAUAUAUAUAUAUAUAUAUAUAUAUAUAUAUAUAUAUAUAUAUAUAUAUAUAUAUAUAUAUAUAUAUAUAUAUAUAUAUAUAUAUAUAUAUAUGCAGUUCCCCGGCACAGAAUAGGAAGGUAUACAGAAGUCUCACUCAAACAAGUAUUUGUCCGCGUUUUUACAAGUGAUUCGUCAUCAAUCCUAGCUAGUACAACCGGCACUUUGUACCUACCAAAACCUGAUAAAAACUUCCAGCUGCACUAGCUAGGAUGGCGUGGACGUAAAACGACAAAGGCACCGACUCAAGUUACACUUCUGCUAUACUUUCCUAUUUUGUGUCCUCGGGGAGAUAUGAUCGAAAUUCAAAAAAAAUUUCACUUUCAUAAAAUUUCACGAAAAUUGUUAUUACAAGUUUAAUUGAUAAACCAAAAUAUAUUGUUAUUUUUAAUCUGAAAAUUUUAAAAUUUUAUUAAUCGCUACACACUGUUUCAUGCUUUCGAAGCUAUCUUCAGGCGAUUCUACUCAAAGUAGUUUGCUUGCGCAAUUAUUCAACGGUCCGCUGACACGAUUGCAUCAUGCGCGCGUGCGUUUAAAAUUCCGCGCGCUAAAUGAGUUUCUGUGGCGGCAAUUUGAAAAUAGUUCUGUUCGUUUGUUCAACAUUCUAUCUUCGUGCGAUUUCAUUAAAUAAAACUUCUCCUCUAAGCAAAGAUUGCAAGAAUUUUCACCUAUCGUAUAGGGUGAAGCAUGCGACAAAACCGACCACUUUAUAGUAUACGGUCGGUACUUUGUUUUAGCUUCCAUGCGUACUUAGAAAGUUCAGUUUCGUUUGAAUAGCGAGGUGAGUUGAUGGAUUUCUUGUGGUUAUGGUUGUAAUUUCUUGAACAAGUCAAUAGAUGUAAGUGAACGUAUACCAAGAGGAAGACUAUUUCAAAGAUGAGGUGCAGCCGCGUGAAAGGAUCGAGCACUCAAGGUAGUAAGCAUCCUGCCUGCUGAACAUUCCAGUAGAGUGCCACUGUUAGAUCUUAAGUUGAAGGACGACUUCGAUUUAACAUUUAUGAGAUCCUUAAUUAAUAUAAGAUGGUGCUAGAUCGUGUAUAGCUUUAAAAGCAAAUAGUAACACCUUGGAUUGUAUUCUUGCAUGUACCGAAGCCAAUGUAAUUCAUACAGUACGCGCGUAAUAUGAGAAUAUUUCGGAACGUCCAUUACUAAUCUUGCAGCGGCAUCCUGAACACGCUGUAGUUUAGAUAUUUACUUUCCAGGGAGACCGUAAAAGAAGCUAUUACAGUAUUCGAGCCUGCUGGUGAUGAAAGCAUGUACUAGGAUUAGAUAUUCCUUAAUUCGUCUGAUAAUAUGCAGGUGAAAGAAGCAGGCUUUACAUACUUUUGUGAUAUGAGUCGUCAUGUUUAAGUUCGAGUCCAACCAGCUGCCAAGGUUCUUAAUAUGCGAGCUAGGAGAAAUCACAGAAUUAUUAACAAAAAAGCUGAUAGGCUGAAGUUUACAUAAUUGAUGACGAGUACCAAUGACCAAGAAUUCAGAUUUGCCAUCCUUCAUCAGGAGUUUAUCCUGGAUCAUCCAGCGUCUUAUCUUUUCGAUACAAGAUUCCAUCGCACAUAAAGCGUCUUCCUGUGACGCACUUAAACGUGGCUUGAAAUUGAGGUAGGGCUGUGCGUCGUCGGCAUAACCAUGUGAGUCAGGAAGCUGAUCGUCAGUUGUUUUAAUUAAACAGCCUGGAUGUAUAUAUAAUAAUAAGAAGCUAAGGUGACCCAAGCACGACCCUUGUGGAACUCCUGAGUCCAAAUCGAAACGUUGGGAUAGUAUACCUUCGAUAGAGAUUUGCUGACCUCUGUUGUGCAGGUAUGACAUGAACCAACCCAAGACUUUUCUGUGAAUUCCAAACUCAUUUUGGAGACGGCGAAGCAAUAUUUCGUGAUUGACAGUGUCAAACGCGGAACUUAGAUCAAGUGUAACCGGUAAAGUAACUUCUCGCGAGUUCAUUUUUAGCAGGAUAUCGUUUGUAACUUUGAGCAGUGCGGUUUCAGUGCUGUGAUAUCGACGAUAAAAUCAUUGUAGCUCAGGAUAUAAAGAGUGGGCAAUCAUGUGCGAACGGAUCUGACUAAAUACAACUUUCUCAGUUAAUUUGGAGAUGUGCUGUAGGUUGCUUAUAGGUCUACAAUUCACGAAAAGUGGAUCUACUCCGACAAUUUUUAAGAAUGGGUGCACAAGAGCGCAUUUCCAGACGUCAGGAAACGUCCCGGAGUCCAAUGACAGAUUAAUUAUCUUGGUGAUAGUCGGUAAUAACACAUCGAUUAAGUCGAUCACCAGUGAGGUUGGUAUGGGGUCGACAGCAGAGUUCUUUUUUUCCACACUCUUUAACAAGCGUUCGAACAUCUUCUUCGGUGAGUGUGUUAAAGUUGCUCAGAUGAUCAGUUGUUUCAGAUGCGUUAUAAACUACCAAUAUACUCUUUCGUUUCACCGACGUCUGUUGUUGUAAUCUCAGUUUUAUAAACGAUGCUUUUCGUAAGACAAUUACCAUCGAGCGGGCAUCUGUCUUUGGUGCGGCAAUUACAGACAUCAAAUGAUUUGUUCUUUCUUACCAGCAAGGGUGGGUUGACUACAAAAUUUUUGUAGUUCGCUAUAACUACAGCUACUUCAAAAAUAUGUAGUCAGCUACAACUACUGCUACUUUUGGACAAAGGUAGUUCGCUACUGACUACAGCUACUGCUUAAAAAUUGUAGCCAACUAUUUCGCUACACUAUAUUUUUUAGUUUUACUGUAUUUGGAGCACCUACUAACUCAGGCAGUAAUGUAAUCUAUAACAAAUCGACUUACGAGUCACAACAGUAAACACUAAGCAACGUUUUUGUAAGCACUACAGUGUUCAGGAGUGCAAUUGAGUAUUGAUUUUAAACAAACCGUGUCCCAAUAUCAUGCUAUUCUAUCAAGUUGCUAACAAUUUUAAAAAGUAGCGAAUAGCGAUUCGCUGUUUGAAAAGUAGUCAACUACUUGGCUACUUUUAGGCAAAAUGUAGUUCGCUAUAACUAUAACUACUGUCUUAAAAAAGUAGUCAAAAACUACUGGCUACUUGAAAAUUGUAGCUCGCUACAGUAGCGAACUACAACUACUUCGCUACAACCCACCCUUGCUUACCAGUAGGUGUCGAUUGUGGUUGGAUAUAGUGUUGGUCAUGCAGGAAUAACUCACUUUCAUGGUGUUCCGGUUAAUGAUUUUAUGGAGUUGAGUUGAGUUGAGUUGAGUGUGGGAAGUGCACGUUGGUUUUCACGUUCUUACUGAAGGGUGGAUUGAACAAUAUCACCUUUCUUUGCUGUUUUUUCCUGUUUGUUGUUGGGGUGUCGCCGGUACUAUUGGUUGAGUAUUGGAGUUUGACGGUGUAAUUGCUGCGGUGAAAUGCGUCUUCGUACAAUGUACGGUGCUGAUGAAUCAAAAGAUGAUUGAUCAGAGGAUAAGCUGGAUGUCUUUUGUUUAUGGAUAUUGGCAUAUGCUUGAUGAUAGAAGGGAGGUGAUUUGAAUAUGUAGAGAGGGUCGUUAAUCGGUUUUCUGUAAGCUGAAUAUCUUUCUGUUUGCAAAUUAAAGGUUACGUCCAAGUAAUUGACGAUUUGGUUAACUUCGGCAGUAAUCUUAAAACCAAGUUUGUGAAAUAUGCAAUGUAGAGAUUUCGAGCUUUGCCUGCCAAUCUUUUUUCGGCAAAGUUAGUGGAAAUCUUUCAGUUGUUCCAGCUUCUCAUCGUAAUUUCCAUUUACUCCUUUCUUGUUCUUUUUUUUUAAAAAAUAUGUAAAUGUUAUAUGACGUAAACGCCUCGAUGAGCUUCACAGCUCUUGGGCAAACGUCAUUAUUAAUAAAUAUAUACGUUUAAAUAAACAUUAAGCCAUCAUCUCGAUAUGGUCCAAUAUUGUUCUUUCCAAAUUUCUCUGAAAGCUUAUUCAAAACACGCCUGACAAAAAUGCAUGCCAAAGCGCUAACGUGCUUCAAUUUAUUUAAUUUUCAUCCUGUUUCUACAAAAUUUCGCAUAGAGAUAGAACAUGUCAUUCUUAGAAAUCGUAUGUUUUUUGUUUUUUGAAUUGCUACAUUUUUUGCGGGAAAAUUACGUCACAAACUUGCCGCUAAAAAACAGUUAGCUAUUGUUAAUUUUAUGCACUUAUUCGGUAGCUGACAUUGAGAGAGUCUUAAAACUGAAGUCUGUUUCGAAAUACAACCAUUCCUUGCGAAGAUACCAUUAUUCAAAUUUCUAAAUAUGGGCCAUUUUCUUCUAUUUUUAGCAAAAAAAUGGCCGAUUUUUCGACAUUUGUACCGAUAUAUCUUCGCGAGAAAUAAUUGUAUUUAGAAAGGGAGUUCAGUUUUCUGACUCGCUCAAUGUCGGCUACCGAAUAAGUGCAUAAAAUUAGCAAUAGCUAACUGUUAUUUUUUUAGCAGCAAGUUUGUGACGUCAUUUUCCCGCCAAAAAUGUAGCCACUCGAAAAACAAAAAACAUACGAUUUGUAAAAAUGACGUAUUCUAUGUCUGUGCGAAAUUUUGUAGAAAUAGGAUGAAAAUUAAAGAAUUUGAAGCACGUUAGCGCUUUGGCAUACAUUUUUGUCAGGCGUGAAAUGAAUAGUCCGACAAGCUCACAUAUCGCGGCCCCAUCAUAACUUCACAUUGUCACGUUGAAUAGAGAUUGGUUGUUUCUUUUUACCCACGUUUUUUCGUCAUAUAUAAAAAAGUAAGGAUUUACUUGCGUGCUUAAUAAUAAAAUGCGCUGUCACGUAAUGUCAGUUGAUGUUUGGGCCCAUGAAAUAGGAAGCUUUAGAUUUGACUACGAGUUUCCCCCGAGCCGACGGCGCGAAACGGUGCGAUGGUACUAAUUCCCCUCGGCUAUUUACACCCGAAGAAACGAAAGCAUUAGCGCAGAUAGUGCGGGGUCGUGAGCUUUUUCAGCAAAUUUUGCUUUUCGAUGUUUUGCUUACAAUUUCUAAGGAUGUUGAAGUUCACAGCAUUGUGAUUCGCUGGUUUUUGAAAGCAUCAGGGGUUUUUUCGUUGGAACUUGCAGGCUAACUCUUCAACAACCUAAUGACUGUUUUUAAAGCAAAGCAAUUGAAAGGAACACUUAUAUUUUCAUACGAAGAAGAUGAGUGGCGACAUUUAUGUUGGACUGUUUUGAGCAGAUGCUUCGAAGAACAUGAUAUAAUCGGACCUUGUAUCUUAAAAGUGUACUUGCAACAGCCGAACAAAGUGGUAAAUUUUGUUACCCGUUGUGUUGGGCAUCAUAAUUCACAGGAAUAGUGCACAGCAGGGUUUAAACUGGCUAUGAAAUAUCCUGAAUACUUCGUCGAGUUCUCUACCGCCAUGUGACCUGUAGUUUAAUGUGACACGCGUCUUUGAAAGGGCUUUACUUGACUUUAAUCGACGUGUAAGGUAUAACUUAGGUAAGCCAACAUUUCUUUGUAAUGCAAGCUACAUUUUCAUAUCUUUAAUGUGUGAAUAUUUUUAAUUUUGUAAAAAAUUAAUCGCAAUAUGUUGUUGGAAAAAGUAUCGAGUGCUUCAUAAUAACGUUCAGAUCUUGUAUACAGAUAUUCGUAUUUUAUUCAAAAUCUACCCUUUAUCACCACUUUUUUAUUCUUUUAUGUUAAAGUAUACAUAAUCCUUGACUUAAAAACACGAUGAUCUACUCGAGGAAAAUUGGGCAAAGGGGCGAUCUUUGCAGAGAAACUUGACCGUUUGGUGAAAUUGGUAGUUCAGAGACCCUAUUUUCAUUGUAGUAUUUCGUGGCAAUUUGUUGGCCGAUUUCUAGUUUAUAUUGUAGAACGGGUUCCUAGUGAGUUAAAUUAAUUGUCUAUCCUCUACAGAGUAGUAAUAAGCGCGACUCCUUUUUGUUGACGGAUGUUGAAUUCAUUUUAGACUUUUGUUCAUAAACAACAACUACACUACCGAGUACUAAAUCACUGUUUGCAAAGAAAUGAGCCUAUAUCACCACAAAAAUUCAAGCUUAUUUUUAGAGUCAAAUAGUUUUCCUUCGAUAAAAGUAGUUUUUAUGGAGUGAAAAAUAGGGCAAAUACGAAUUUAAAGAAGGUCUAUUUGCACUUGUAUAUCUCACUUCGAAAAGGAUAUACAUAUUAAUUAAAAACAGGUAUAUUUGCACUGCGAAAUUAAACUGCAGCAACAAUGUUUUUAUUUCUACUUUCAUGUUCUUAUUCCAAAGCAAACACUUCUAAGUUGGAAAUGCCUAAAAUUGUGAGCGUUGAAACACUAAAGAAACAAGAAAGCGACUUCAUAACACGAGUAGUUUUUGCAAAUUUGAUGCUUGUUUUUAUAAUUCAGUCACGCGAUUAACCCGCGCUCACGUGCACUCCACGCUUACGUUUCUCGCGCAUGCGUAGACGGAAGUCCAUCCUGUUUAGCGGAGUCUAAAGUUCAUCAAAUAUCGCGGGCGUGGGUCACCAACGGUGUUGGGUGGGUGGUCAUCCUCACUGACCUCAAAAAUAUGGCGAACUGUCAUGAAUACUGCAGUAAUAAAUUUACGUGGUGUUUCCACAAACAAAAACAAUUAUAUUUUAUCGCCAUGCAAACAUUCAAAGAACUUAAUAUAAGUUUGUUUUAAAUAUUGAUUUUAUAAUGGCUUUAAAACCCGACGGCGUUUGCGUAUAUGAAACAACUAAACAAGACAGAAUAUAAUUUCGCUCAGUGUAUCUUUAAUAUUGAUUCACUUUUUUAUUAUAUUGAAUUUUUUAAAUGAAAAAGAAAGCAAAGUUAUUUGCAAGCGAGAAUUUGAAAUCAUUUUAUUGCAAACUCAAAGUUUAUCGAUAAAGCCAUUUAAUUAAAGGCAGUUUAGUUAAACAGCACUUUAAAACGUUUUGCGAAGCAUUUGUGGUUGAAUUUUACCUUAUAUUGAGGCUUAUAUUACGUAUAAUAACAUACCUAACAUAUAUAUGUUGGGAAAUUAAUAAUUUUGUAAUUAAAAGUGAUAUUUUUAGGCGAUUUUUCAUUUGUAAGAAUAUUCUUAAAGAAUUAUCGUGUUACCAUGACAACUAUUUUAGAACUUCGUGUUCGGAAAAUACAAUGGUUUUGUCAGCAAGGCGAGGGUUUCUGCAUGCAUGUAUUUUCUAGUCUAAGUUUAGAUAUAGGUAAUGAGAACCAUAUGCAUAUUGGUGUCCGAGUAAUAAAUUUAUGCCACAAUAGUCCCUAAAUGUUAGAUAAGAAAUGUAGUGUGAAAUAUGAUAGUGUGAUGGCCUGGUGUUGUUUGCACAACGUAUGCUUGUGAAAAAAUGUUGUAUUUGAUAAAACUGAGAAAAAACUCACUUCUAUAUGUAUAAAUGUGAACCUAAGAAAUAUAAGUGUAGGUGUAGACUUAAAUUGGAGAUGCGUGUGUGAAAUUGUAACGGAAAAUAUCCUGUGGUGUAAAAAAAAUUGAUCAGACCCAAUGAGUAUGAUCGCGCUGUACUAAAAAGCUUGUAUGGAGGCAUGUAAAAAAUAUAAAGCGAGAGAAGGAGAUAGUCAUGUGUGUAAAAUUCAGUAUCACUGUACGCGGCGUUUCGUCCUUUACGGACCCGUCAGCAGGGAUUGGGGUUGGCACAUGUAUAAGAAGGAUAGAAUACAGAAACCGAUUUGGAUUACAGAGUGAAUAAACAUAAAAAUAGCAAAAUAUGUGCAUGAUUAUUGUGAAAUAAAUGUAAUGUGUAAAGUGUCUUACCAAAUUCGCUGAUAUUUUUUGUCAAACCAAUAUGUUGGGUCAUGAUUGUAAUCACGAAUGGAUGUGGUAUAACUAUAACGUUUAUAUAGAGCGUCUGUAUGCAGCUGUAUAAAUUGAGUGAGUGAGUGAGUAAGAUGAACAGUACAUAUGGGUGUUUAGGUUGUUGUAUGGAUUGAAGGGGUGUUGAAGGAUUAUUUUGGAAAUUGUAGGAAAGGAACGUCUGAUUAGGUUUAUUGUUAAUGGCUUGGAACCAGCUGAUUACGGAUUGUGUGUUCUUCCACUGAUUCAAAUUUAAGGUUGAUCUAAUUUUGUUGUUAAUGUCAUCGAGUAUUGUCUUGCUAACUUUUCCAAGUUCGCUUUUCGAUGGAUUAAUUUGGCGGCAUUUGGGGUUAGAGUCGAAAUUCUCUUUAUAGUCUUUGAGAGUUAUGAAAGUGUUUCUUCUCGCCACAGGCGAACAGGUUUUUGAAGGCAGUCCGAAUGUGUCGUACUCUUUAGUCUUAGGCUCGCCAAUCGCCAUUAAGAAAGUAAUAAGCUUUCCAUCGCCAUUACCAGAAAUAUGGGACAUUUUGCUCCCGCUUUUGUAGUCAGCGGUUAAGUCCGUUUUAUAUGCCCAACAUUGCCUAAUAUAAGUAAACCGACUUCGCAUUUUACUUUGUAUCUCCAGUUCAAGUAUUAUUCAACCAAAAACUGUGAUUUUAAACUAUAUUUUGCAGUUUUUCUGAUCACUUCCGGUAUUUUGACCUUUAAUUAUUAUUAACCCCGCAAAUUUUUAUCAAGACUAAAAAUAUUGCAAAUAUCCCAAAAAAUUCUAAAAUAUCCCUGUGUUUUUACGUGUGAGCCUGGGAUCUUGUCUUUAAAAACAAACAAAAAACAUGGCUGCUCGAAACAGCUCAAAUUUGUAUUAAAACUUGUCGUUUUCGGAUAUUAAGAUGGCCUAAUGGCGACAUACAAGAAGUUAAGAACCGUAAAAAGGCGAACUUUUAAACGUUUCGGGAACUACAAGUUUCCCUGGAAAUUACAGCGGAUUUAUUUAGCUCAACUAACAGUUUGGACAUAAUUAAAUAUAUCGCGAGCUCCGCACUUUGCAUCGUCCGAAUGGAUCUUGGUCUAUUCGUCGGAUAUUUACCUCUUGUGUCACAAGUUUACUAUAGGAGUUUCUAUCGCAAGGAAAGUGCUGCCUUUUUGCCACAUGAACUGAAUGUAAACGUUUAUACUUCUAGACAUGCAAUUCUCUAAAGGGAAGUUUACUUUUAACCCAAUGGCCUCAUUUCCACGUUUCAUCAUUGGUGGCAUGGCAAGCCUGCACAUGAAGGUUAUAUCCCCUAUGUUUCCUGCACAAAUUUGUUUCUCGUUCAUCAUUUAAGAUCAAUCACAUGAACAUCUUCUUAACUCUUCAGAAUUUGCUUAGAGUCAAUGUGAGUAAAAUACUCCUUCUAUUGAAGCGCUUUCAUGCCGAAAGUUUCGUUUGAAUACGGCACAGAAUAGAAAUAUUUAUUUUGAAUUUUUCAAAAUAUCGGGGUUUUACUCGCACGCACGCGCCAAGUGUAUGCUUGGCUAUAUGUAGCCCGAUGCACGUGUGAACCAUGCCACUGCAUUACUGGGAGUACUUUGACUUGUAGAAUCGAUUCCCGGUUUUUCCAAACCCUUAGGGCCAGGAUGUAAACAGCGCUUUGUUUUGAGAACGUUUGACGGGCCGCGCGAAAAAUAUAAAUACUAUUUAUUUAUUUAUUUCUGUAAGUAUCGAAAUAAGAGGUGAAAAUGCGAAGACACAAACUUGAAAAUAACACUCUAAAUAAUGUUUUGGAUUCCGGUUCGAAUAAGACUAUUACGAAAAAGAUAUGUCCAAAGGGGCCAAAGUUAUGUUCGGCGAAAUGUAUGGCUAUUUUACAUUGUUCGUUACUAUGAAAUAUGAUACCAUAUGGACCUUAAUACUUGUAUAUUCGCGUCGUAUAACUCAUUUUCGCUAGCUUUAAAUUCGGGCCAUUUAAUUUCGCGCACCUUGUUGAGACGUAUUCACUCAGCUUUAAAUUCGCUCAAGUAAUUUUCCGUGUUCGUUCUUUUUGCUUUGUUUUAUAGCAAUAUUCAUGAAAUAAAGCGUGCGUUUAAAAUACCAACAAGAAAUAAAACAUUUAUUGUAUGGUUCUCAUUUGCCUAAUACAAUAACAAUAACAUAUAUUAACAAUAACAAUUAUCUUUACUAGCAUUCCCAUAUAUUAUAGGUUCAAUGGUUCAUAAGGCAAAAUCGUCUCGAUAACAUGUUUAUUGGCAAAUGAACUAUAGCCUCUAUAGUUGAAUGAAGAUUUCAAAACAUUUUACGAAGCGUUUCAAGUUAAAUUUUACAUUACAAAAUGCUAAAUAAUAUACCUACAGAAUAUAAUAUGGAAAUUUAUUGUUGUAUAGUUAAAAGUACGAAUCGUUGAACUAUUUUGCAGUUUUGUACAAAAAAUAUGAAAAAUUAAAAACUUAAGAAUAUCGUGUUGUCAUGGCAACACUUGAGCGCGAGCCUGCGUUCAGUGGGCUAUUUCUAAAUACUUCAUGUUAAUUUAAUGUUUGAAAAAUAUUGGCGAGGGGUUACUGCAUGCAUGUAUUUCUUUAGUUAAUUAUUAUUCAUACGAGGUUUUUUCUGAGAUUGCAAAAUUUUCAUUCUUAUUAUUUCUCUUGCCAGACAAAUCCACAAAAUCUUUGGUGUAGUGACGUCAUUUACAGGCACUUACAAAGCAAAUGAAUGGUCAUUGAAAUUGUCACCUUACAACGGCACAGCAGAUAAUGGUAAGUAAAUAGUCGUUAGGGGGGGCUCCUAUUAUCUGGACAUGGGUGUUUUAUUAGAAACUAAUGCACUCGUAUUUUCCAUAUUUUAUUAGUAAGUGAGAUACAUAGAGGAUAUUUCACGGUGGCACAGAAAUAUGACUUUUAUUUUCGAGUGGUGAUCGUGAAAACAAUAUUUUGCGAACGAGCGCAGCAAGUGAGUAAAAUAUUGUUUUCAACACGACAAAAUAAAAGUCAUAUUUCCAAAGCCACCAUGAAAUGUUCUUUUUAUUAUAUGGCCAAAAUAAAUUUCAUCAAGAUGUUUUGUAGCUCACCGUACGGCAACAAUGUUAUGUCUCUCCGCUCGUUUAUCGAGGCUAAAUAGUCGCUGAAGAUCGCCAAAUGGGACAUAAUCUUCCUUUUUGUGUUUUCAUUUUCAUUUUUUGUGCAGAGUUUCUUUGAAACUGUGCACUAUUGUGAUGAGUGGGAAAAUUCACAUCAGUCAGUCAGUCAUAAUGCUAACUUUCCGGGGGGUGUAUUAUGUGUAUACGAUUUAUGUUUGUAGUGAUUUAUUGUGCUUUUAAGGUCAUUUAGGCAAUUUCAGUUGUUUUAUUUAAAUAUUCUUUUGCCCUUUUACCAGAUUCACAAAAAUUUCGAGAAAUCGUUAUCGUUAUUGUAAAUUUUCGUAAAUUUUAUAACAUUCGCUUCUCAUGUUGUGUGAAGGAUCUUUCCCCCGGAAACCCAUUUUUUCUUUAUGAACGCAAAUGCGCAUGCGCUAUCAAGCCGUAGAUCACGAUGGCGAGAUAGCCUGCGUAGCGGCUCUCAGAGAAAGUAAAGCCUGCACGAAAACCCCUGCUUUCCCGUUUCCGCCCACUUAGCCUGCGGGCUACGCCCACUUUAAACAGAUGUCAAAAUUGGCCAAUCACAUGUUUACGUUUGCAAAUUUACUUAUCAAAAUAGAUAGCUGUAUGUUCGCAAAUUUCAAAACGAAAUACUGUAAUAUACGGAUGGCGGCUAAAAAAAAUAGAAGUCUGUGGGAAUAGCGCUAGGCCUAGGGCAAUCCAGGGAUGGAUCCAGCAUGAUCUGGUAAGGGGGGUGCAAAUUUUUUAGGGACCCCUAUUUAAAAAGAAUUUCCGGAAAAAUUUUCGGAGAACAAUGACCUCUCCCCCCCCCCGUCAACGACUUUUUAGGCAAAAAAAUUUUUCGAACAAGUACGUUGCAAUUACCCAUGACUUUACCCGUCUAUCAACUUGUUCCACUACUGCAAAGUCUUGCUUGACUACAGUAUUUGAAUUGUAAUUGCUGUUCACAGUUCGCUUAUCAUCAUGUUAUUACUCAAAUUACUGAAUCUCAUUUUGUCUCUAAUAAUUUUUUGCUUUAUCAUGAAAAAUAGCACCCCCUCUGCACCCCCUUGGCCAUGGCUAGGGGGGGGGGUGCGCAUCCCCCAGUAAAUCCAUCCCUGGGGCAAUCUCCAUCGUUGUCACAAGUAGUUUGCAGUCCAUAUCUACGAUAUUCGUAGCUUUCUCGCACACGUACAAAUAUAAUUUAUAGUUUCGACAGCGGUCAACCGUGAUGUAUUAAAUGUUAAGUUUCUAGCGAUGCUGAGAAGAGAAUAUUAAAGGUGUUUAAAGCAAUCACUUCACAGAGAGCAAGUCCUGUUAAUAAGACAUAAGCAUUUAUAGCAAUUCUCUCCUGGCACAGAAUUAUUAGCUACAAAAUCAUGAAGAAAAGAUCUAUUUGUCGUCGAUGAAUUUUAUUAAUAUGAAAACGAACACGCUCGUGAGUUGUGAAAGAGGCGCUGCUAACAGACAGCAAUCCAACGAAGACACCACAGUCAAUAUCUCUAGAGCUUCGUGAACCAAGUUCGUAAAUACCUUUAAUGUUCAACUGUAAAUCGUGGCCUUUAAUAUUAAAGGACAUUGGCAACCAAAAUUUUUAUUACUUAUAUCUAUUAGGUAUACUUACGGAAUAUUUAAUAUCAUAUUUUGGCCGGUUUGUCGCGUUUAGUUGCUGAGAAAAUUUGAUUGAAUUUGAGAAAAUUUGAACAGUUGUCCGCCAUUUUGAAAAUAAGCGCGUAUGCUAAUUUAUGCCACAAAAUACAUUAUCUGACGUCACUGGCUGGGUAAACACAAUCUCAUGACUAUAAACAAUACCGUGUAUUGCCACGCGUAGUGCAUUUUGAGCCAAAACAAAAGGCAAAAAAGUUUUACCAAGUAUGUAACUUGUUUGUAACAAUAUUUCUGAUAGUAUAUAUCCUGCUCCGUGUUAAAUAAGCGCAGAAAUUCGAGUGUAACAAGGCAAAUACUAAUGCAAUAUUUUAUGAUCAAUUACCUGUAUUGUAAAUUGCGCCAUUUCUUGUUUUCCCAGUCGCUCGAUAUGUUUUUAUCUGAUAGUGUAGACUUCUCUUGUUUGAUUGCGAAGAGUGUUGGCCAGUAUAACGCUCAAAACGACAUAUUUUUAGCUAACAUAACACGCACGCAAUAGAAUUCUCUCUUGUAGUUUUGGUGCUACCCUGCCAAUGACGUCACAAAGUUCAUUGACCUUCGAGAUAAUUUUUCAAAAAUAUUUUCCAAGAUGGCGGCGAAACUGGCCGAAACACAAAGUUUGCAUGCAUUUUACUCGUAGACUAAAAUGUUCAAGACGGAAAUGAUAAUAUUUUCAUAGUUCUGUUGUCAAGUAGGAUUGAAAUAGCCAAUAAAAAUUUUCGUUGCCAAUGUCUUUUAAGCUUUUUUUGAAUGCAAAACUCAAAGAAACGCCUCUCAAUAAUACAUCCGCUAAUCUGCCGUGUUUGUAUGAAUUUAGCAUAAAUUAGCAUAUUUUUUUCAUUUUGAACCAAUCAGAUUUCUCGUCCUCUGAGAGAACGAGUAAAUACGGCAAAGCAAGGGGUUUCAUACAGGCUCUACUUUCUCUGAUAGCCGCUACGCAGGCUAAUGGCGAGACGAUGCUAAGAACGAGCGCUGGAGCGACACAGUUUUGUUUUCAAAUUAUAAACAUUUUAGAUGUGAAUAUUGAGUAAAUCUUUGAGAAUCUACGCAAUAUAUAGAUUGAUGUUAUGCAUUACGGGCAUUCAAUUAAAUACCGAUAGUAUUUUGACGGUAUAUUCGUUAUACAAAGCUAGGAGGCAGCGAGACAAGUGUUGUUUUGAAAUGUACAAACAUUUCAGAUGUGUAUUAAUAUAUUGAGGAAAAUCUUUGAGACUCUACGCAAUGUAUAAAUCGAUGUUAUGCAUUACGGGCAUUCAAUUAAGUAUCGAUAUUAGUUUGAGAUCGCCUCUUUUUUACGUUUCCGUGUUUUAGAUUUAUGGGGGUUUUUAAUGGAAUGCAACGUUGUAGUGCUUAUUAUUCAGAACAGAUCUUAUACAGCUAUUUCAAUUAAAGUUGUGACUGGGACAACAGUCAAAUUUACGCAAUAUGGGCGCUAAAAUGGCAUUGGCAAUAAUCAUAGACUUAAAUAAGUUUAGCAUAUCAGUAGCCUUGUGGGGAUACUUACCACAACAUAAAUUGUGUCAGUUCCAUUCCUGACGUGUUAGGCAUGUUUCAAACGUGGGGUUAUUCGUGUGCCGAUAAAAAACAAUAGAUGAGUAAAAUGCCUAUUGUAACUGUUUAUUUCGUGGUGUAACCUAUCAGCUUUUCUAGGUUUGUCGGCGAUCCUAUAUAAUUAUUGCAGUGUCUUUCAAUUUCAAACUUUACAAAAUAACAGAAAUUACGCCUUGUCACUAUAAUAUUAUAUGAGGAAAUAAAUAAUAUUACGUAACUCUCGUUAUUCUUAAACCAGAUCUUAGCCUUUUUACUGUUGUAACAGUUCCGCCAGCUACUGCAACAUGUGAUUAAGGCUAUAAACCACGCUUGCAAAGCUAUUCAAUUUAUAAGCAUGUCUUAUAGCAUCCAUCUUUGAAACUCUACACUAUCCUUGGAUCCCUAGUCUUCAGAACACCUUGCCAAAUCAGCAUCGGAAACAUCAACAAAAUGUCGAGAAGUUGCCAUAUUGUAUAUUCAAAACAGAAACGGCAAAAUUGCGGGAAUUAGCGUGGGUCCGGCGCGAGACGUUCCCGCGUAAGAUAUGAUUUCAUAUUUCACUAUACUGAAAUACGGGAAAUAUCGAUCAGUGGCGCAUUUUACGGUAUUUUACUCAUAUCCAUAUAAUACAAAAAAAUAUGCAAGGUGUGUGUUUCCUCGCGGGACUCUGGCAGAAUUUUUUUCUCGCCUUGUAAUCUGUUGUUAGUUGUUGUUUUUUUUCGAAACUAUUUCAGUGAUGAGGAUUUAGUAAGUUCUUGUAAAGAAAGGGAAAUUAGAAUAAAAAACAGUGAAAUAUAAGCACUUUAUGAUUUGAAAUUCAUUCUGGAUCGGAGUAAUAGGCUCAAUAAAUGAGGCUCAAAAAUAAUAUUGAUUAUUGUCUAUACCGCUUGAACGUUGUGCAUCUUGAUGAACUUUAAAUUUUGCUAUGGAAAAGAAGCCACGUCACGUCAAGUUAAAUGACAAAGGAUCAGUUUCAAAGCUUCAAGAAAAUAAAAAUGAAAUACGACUGCGAAAACAAUCGAAAGAGUGCCGAAAAUUUCAUUGGUCAUUUGAAUAAACAAAUGAGUGUUCAUUGUGGAAUUAACCUUCAGCAGUGGUGCAUGAGUAUGUUUCCCGACAAAAUUUAGUUGCCUUCGUAAAUUUGCUACCUUUUCGCGUCGACAAAGACCAAAUUCAUGGCGGCAAAACUAUUUCAUUGAGUGUCAUUUAAACAAAAAUUAACAGAAACCGAGUCAACCAAUGUAAAAAAUAUCAAAUUCUCAUGGCAUUGAAUCAUACGCUCGGGUGGGCAAGACAACCAUGUAAGAUCAUGAAUGCAGAUUAGCAUGAGCACGACUUGCAUUUUCUUAAACCGAUGUGGUACAAUUUCGCAAUGAUUCGAUUACCAAGCGUUCUCAUCCAUCAAACGCACUAUUUUUGUAUAAUGCAUGUUUUUCCAGGAACCAGAACAACCACAGCUAUCCUCCCCACGGCUUCACCAAAAAUCCGAAGGACGAAAUGCUUGGGCAGCUAUUGUUCUAGCUGGGGAGGCAUGAAAGCUUUCUGCAAAGACGGAUACUGUUACUGCAGUGGCACACACUACGAUUACGAUACCUGUUUGCGUAAGUUGUUUAGUUGUUGGUUUUAAUUUGAAGUAAUUGUGGUUACUUAGCUUGAGCAUCGUGUCUAAAUCUUGUAAUGUCCAUUCUGUUAUAUCUUGGGAAAGGUUGUGAAAUCGUGCAAAGUUAUUGCAAGAUCUUUCAAAGAUCCUACAAGAUCUUGCCAUGUUAUUACCAUAUCUGGAUCUUGAUGAGAACAUGGUAAGAACAUGGCAAGAUCUUGACAAGAACUUAACAUGACAAGCAUAUAACAAAAACAUCAAAAGAAAAUGACAAGAAGAACAUGCCAAGAACAUGCCAAGAACAUGACAAGAACGUGACAAAAACGUGACGAGAACGUGACACGAACGAGACGGGAACGUGACACAAAAAUGACUAAAACAUGACAAGAACAUGUCAAGGUCGUGGCAAGAUGCCAGUUCUUGCAGAAUCUCACAAAGCCCGUAGAGGAUGUCUGAUGGACUUGGCAAUUUUAUGUUCAGAUCUUCCAUGAUCAUUAAUCUAAGUAGAUAAUUAGUCAAGUUAUUUUAUUUCACCAAAUUUCGGGUAAUUAUUCAUAAAGCAUUUUAAUAUAGCACAGUCUUUUUCUUGCCCUAGCUGAUGCCUAUGGAUGUAAAAUUGUUUCAAAUUCUGAUACCACCUACACUUGUACUCCUGAUUACAGUUCACCUCUGUACGAGGUUCACGUAUUGAGUGUGUACGAAGUUAUCAACAGGCGUCCUCCAAGGGCUGGUAAUGCUAGGGUCAAUUUCAUCAGUCGUGGAAAAUCCAACAGACCUAUUGUUCUUGUGCUCGUUAGCUACGAAGCAGUGAACUGGAUUCUUAAUAUACCAUCUAACAUUACCAUCAGUAAAGUUAUCCUGGUUAGUAAAAAAUACAGUAAACAUGUAUGAUAGUUUGCGCUCAGGCAUGACUCAUGAGUUCAAAACGUUUGGCGGACAAAUCAUAUACACUAGGAGUAGGACCUUCUGCUAUGAUCUCGCGUUUGUUGAUUGUUAUAAAUACAAACAUAGGCUUUGAAAGUAUGUACAUAAAAAGAAAUCACCACGUACCCCACCUAAGUGUUAUCAUAUACGAAUAGAAAACCCAUAAUCUUUCUUGCUUCGGGUUUUGUACAUAUUAAGCGCUUGAUGUUCAAUGAAGUUGUACCUUCGUAAUUGUUAGUCGCUAAGAAUUAUAUGUUAAAAUGUCUAAGUGUAUUAUUUAUCAUUUUGUCAAGCUUCAAAUCCUCAUAUUCUCUAUUCGCAAUGUAUAUUUUUUAUCUUUGUUAAUAUUUUUAUUUAUAAUUCUUAAUACAUAUAUUAAUGAAUAUUUUUUGAAUAUUAAUAAAUUUAUUUACAUAUUUACUGUAUAAUAAAAUUAAUAAAACGAUUUGUCAGAAUUAUGUUUAAGCGUUUGUUAGUUAUAACUUUGUCGAUAUAUAAAUUCUCUUAUUUGUAAUUCUUAAAUUGUUCAUGUUCUGUUGUGUAGGUGUCUUAUUAUAUACUAGAAAGUUCCGUUAGUGGUGGCAUAAUUCGCGUGAAAAAUAUUGAACGAAUUGGAACGAGAAAUUCAGAGUGGUCUUUCGGAUAUGGAAGUGAUUCGGGUGGAGGGGACACAGUUAAGACUCUGAAGUAAGUAAACACUCACAUUUGGAGAUCAAUUGAGGUUAAGGAGGCUCCCUACAGUUCCGUGCGAGAUGUUUGCGGGACAAGUACGUGAACUAUCCCACGCAACUGCAUGAUCAAAACAAAACAAAAAUUGACCAUGCUUUUUUUAAAAAUAAAGCUAUUUCUGAAAGGUUUCUAAUGGAAAAAAGCGUUGAAUAAUACUUCGUUUUGAGUGCCAAAUCACUUGCAUGUCUAUACAGCAAUUCUACAUAUGAUACGAAUAUCACUAGACCAAAAAAUAGCUACGAAACAAUAUUUUUUAAUUUUUUUAUACACUGUCAACUGACUCAAACAUUUGCAAAAUUGCAUACAAGCGUUUAAAAAGUUGUUUACUUCUCAAGAAAACGUUCAUGUUUUUAGUCGUGUUUCUACAAGAUUAAAGUGAUUAUAUGUAAGCAGAAAAAUAUUUCAGUUUCAUAGCCUAAUUGUUUAUCUUUAGCAAAAAGUACAAAACCAAACAUGAAACAAAAAAACACGUCCACCUGUUAAUAGGCUGUUACAGCUCAUAGAUUGAGUAAACGGCAGGAUUCAAUUAGCUUCAACCUUGUUUUCAUCGAUUUAAUCCUUCACAAUAAUCCUUGGCUGUCCAUAGCACUCAAAUAAAUCGAAAAGUUGACAAAAACAAAACAGUAAAAACAACAUUGCGGCUCGAUUUUGCUGAAUGAAAACUCGUUCUGCGUCCGCGUACAAUCUUUUACUAGUCAGCGACGCUUUUCAAUAGGGGAAUUUCUCGAGUUACACGAGGUUAUUUUCUAACUUUAUUUGCAUUUUACUCAUUAGUUUCAUCGGUGACCUAUCUUCAAAUUUUGACCACGAAUUUAUUUUGCGGUAAAUUUUAUAAAUUUCAAAUUUUAAAAAAAUCUGUAGUGUGGAAAUUUCGCAAUAAAUAUUUUCGCUUUUAAAAAAAUCACACACUACAGAAUUUUUUUAAACUUUCACCACAGUUGCAGAGCAUCAUUCCUUAUUGAUAUCUGAAAUAAAAAAGAUAGGUCACCGACAUCGUUUUUGAGAUAGCGGCACAUUUAUGGGUUAAAUUGGAAGCCUUUAUGCUGUCGUCAUGUUGCCAUGGGAACAUUGACAUUGUCGAAAUGUAGUUCGAAAUAUUCCUUAGGUGACCAAUAUUGCCACCAAGUCGAAAACAAUUCGCGUUCUGCACGAAUAAGCCUGUUUUACGGAAUUAUUGCUUAAACAAGAAUAACUGUAGGGAGCCACCUUAAAUUGCUGCAAUCUUGGACAAAACUCGUAAUAUUUUAUGAUAAAAAAUUAGUAAACUUGCAAUAUUGCUAUUAUUUGCUAGACAAAUCCACAAAAGGUUUGGUGUUGUGACGUCAUUUAGAGGCACUUACAGAACAAACCGAUGGUCUUUGGAGCUGUCGCCUUUUAACGGGAAUGUAAAUAAUGGUAGGUUUUUCUGGG